Molecule: messenger RNA, 5261 nt
Organism: Melospiza melodia melodia
Lineage: Eukaryota; Metazoa; Chordata; Aves; Passeriformes; Passerellidae
Gene: KCNJ4
Product: potassium inwardly rectifying channel subfamily J member 4
Exons: 3
Coding region: 469-1836 (455 amino acids)
Biological process (GO): regulation of monoatomic ion transmembrane transport; potassium ion import across plasma membrane
Cellular component (GO): plasma membrane
Molecular function (GO): inward rectifier potassium channel activity
Source: RefSeq, a predicted model, not a curated record
GUCGCUGAGCCACGAAGGCACAUCAGCACUCCGUGGGAUGGACGCUCCUGGGAGCAAAAAAAUUCUGAGAGGCAGAGGCAGAAGGAGAGCGCUGGCGUGGGCAGGGCAGAGUUAGGAGAGGAGCAGGUCGCAGCGGAGAAGUAGCUCUUCUUCGGAGGGGAAAAAAAUAAACCUGGGCUGGAGGCGAGCGAGGACUGCAGAGAGAUUUCCCUGAUUCCUGCGGUCCGGCUGAGGCGUUUGAUGGUGAGAUGGAGAGAGCGGCCGCUUUCCCGUUCCCCUGAUGCUGGCUCGGCGCGGCUGGAGCCGGCGGCAGCCCUCGGCAGGACCCGGGCGCGUGCCCAGGAGCAAUCACAAUGGCCGUGCUGGUCCCAGCUCGCCAGAGGUGAAACCUGGCGCUGCCCAGUCCCAUGUGAGUGCUGCUGCAUGAGCUCCCACGGCCUGGCAGCUCCCACGGCCCCCUGACACCUGAUGACCGAGCGAGCCAUGGGCAGCGUCCGGGUCAAUCGGUACAGCAUUGUCUCCACCGAGGAGGAUGGACACAAGGUCUCUACGCUGGGCAGCAUGAACGGGCACAGCCGGAACGGCAAGGGCCACGCUCCCCGGCGGAAGCACCGCAACCGCUUCGUGAAGAAGAAUGGCCAGUGCAACGUUUACUUUGCCAACCUGAGCAACAAAUCACAGCGCUACAUGGCCGACAUCUUCACCACCUGUGUGGACACGCGCUGGCGGUACAUGCUGAUGAUCUUCUCCGCCGCCUUCCUGGUCUCCUGGCUCUUCUUUGGCUUCCUCUUCUGGUGCAUCGCCUUCUUCCACGGCGACCUCAAUGCACCGGCCGUGGCAGGUAGUCCCUCUCUGCUCAAGCCCUGCAUCAUGCACGUGAACAGCUUCCUGGGGGCUUUUCUUUUCUCAGUGGAGACGCAGACAACCAUUGGGUACGGCUUCCGCUGCGUGACUGAGGAGUGCCCGCUGGCCAUCAUGGCAGUUGUGGUGCAGUCCAUCGUGGGCUGCGUGAUUGACUCCUUCAUGAUUGGCACCAUCAUGGCCAAGAUGGCAAGGCCCAAGAAGCGGGCCCAGACCCUCCUCUUCAGCCAUCAUGCCGUCAUCUCCGUGCGGGAUGGCAAACUGUGUCUCAUGUGGAGGGUGGGCAACCUGAGGAGGAGUCACAUCGUGGAGGCCCACGUCCGAGCCCAGCUCAUCAAGCCCUACAUGACGGAGGAAGGGGAAUACCUCCCCCUGGACCAGCGGGACCUAAACGUGGGCUACGAUGUGGGUCUGGAUCGUAUAUUUUUGGUCUCACCCAUUAUUAUCGUUCAUGAGAUUGAUGAGGAGAGCCCCCUCUACGGGAUUGGCAAGGAAGAGCUGGAGACGGAGAAUUUUGAGAUUGUGGUUAUUCUGGAGGGGAUGGUGGAAGCCACAGCCAUGACCACACAGGCACGAAGCUCUUACCUUGCUAGCGAAAUCCUUUGGGGUCAUCGCUUUGAACCGGUUGUGUUUGAGGAGAAGAACCACUACAAAGUGGAUUACUCGCGCUUUCACAAGACAUAUGAGGUAGCUGGCACACCUUGCUGCUCAGCCCGGGAGCUGCAAGAGAGCAAGAUGACCAUCCUACCUUCUCCACCACCUCCCAGUGCCUUCUGCUACGAGAAUGAGCUGGCACUUGUCAGUCAAGAUGAAGACGAAGAUGAUGAUGAAGUGGGUGUAGUGUUAGGGGGCAACACCAAGGAGGAGGGAGGUAUCAUCCAGAUGAUGGAUUUUGGAAGCCACCUGGACCUGGAGCGGCUCCAGGCAACUCUGCCUCUAGAUACAAUCUCAUACCGCAGGGAAUCAGCCAUCUAACUCCUCCAACCUCCCCGUUCCACACCCGUUGCCCACAGUCUCCUCUGUUCCGUACCCAUACACUGGAUAAGUCCUUUCACCACCAAAUAAUACCUCCCAUGAUUGCCUCUCAGCCCCCAGACACACCAAGGCCUGGAGCUGCUCGGAUAUACUCCCUUUCUCGUGAGGUCGUAAUGCCUGGGAGAGGAGUGAGGAUACCCUGCUCUUUCUGGGUGUGCAGCUUGGGCUAGAACCCCUCUCCUGCCCAGAGACAGGAGGGCAGCAGGCCUGGUUUCUUGUCUCUGGAGAGGUGGGAGGAGUCUCUGCCUUCGGUGGACAGACUGGGACCCACAGCAAGUGUUCCGGCUGCUGACGCCACAGCAGACUUUGUCACCUCUCACUGUGGGUAGGCCCCAUGGCUGUCAAGGGUCAUCGCCGUCACCGGGAGAGGAGCAACACCUAAGCACAGACCAGAUGAGGAUAGAGGGGAGAGUUUGGGACUCUUGGAGGGAGCGGGGAGGGAUCUCAAGGGAGGAGUUUACUUGCAUGUUUGUUGCUUGGUGCACAUGAUUUUGUAUAUAAAAGAGAAGGAGAACUGCAAUCGAUUUUUCCAAGGCAAAUGCCAAGCUAGGAGACAAGGACAUUCUACACCGGCUGCUCUGCACUCUCCUUGGCUUUCGGUGUCUGUCACCUCCAGAAGCAGCUCGGCUCCAUGGACUCAGAUCCAGUUCUCCCAGUCCUCUUGAAAAACAUGUCUUGCUGCUCUCCUGAGAUACUGGCAGAGGAGGCAGGGCCCUGUGCUUACCACACUCAGACUGCUCCCUGGUGCAGCACAGCUGAGAUGACAGACAGGUGACCUGACUGGACAGCAGAUCCUCCACUUGCUCCUUUUGCCUCCUCCAUUCUUCUCCCUGAUGCCAUCAGCUGUAAAACAGAAUUUGUAACUAUUUAUUUUUAAUAAAGUCUAAUAUCCCAAGGGGAGGUUUGGAAGCAAAGGACAGACUCCACAGCUGCAGCCUGGUGUAGAGACUGAUGAGGGUUAUUAGGGCUGGUGUUUGCUAUUUGUAUGGCAUUGGACCUUGGAAGCUCCAUCACGAGGGCUCUCUUGUUCUGUGCCUCUCUGGUAAAGACCUAUAACAAGAGGCUCAGAGAAUUUGCUCAGGGAGAAGGUCAUACAAAUGUGUGUAUGGAGGGAAUAAUCUGCAUUAAAAUUGCCAGCAGGAUGGGACAAGCAAUACUAUUUGCUUUGGACAUUGCUCUAGAUUCAAAAACCCCAUGAAAAAACCCAAAGCGUCUCUUUGUGCUAGAGGCAACUGAAGGGAGGACGAGGGAAAACAUCAAUCAAAGCCAGACCCGUAACAUCACUGUGUUGUCAUUUCACAAAAGAGGUGAAAACAUGAUGAGCAUUUUCCUUCAGGAGUAGCAGAAUCACCCCUUCAAAACUGCAGAUGAUACAAGGACAGAAAAACAAAUGAGGAGCUCAGGAAGCUGCUCUGGGCACCCAGUAGCUGUGCUGUGGUGGGGAAUAGCUAAAGAAGUUAUGUCCCACCUAAUCCCUGAUCUACAAAGCAGAAAAAAGCAUAUCAACUUGGAAUUGGUUCAAGAAGCAAAAGGAAGAGGGGAAGAAGCAGAAGGGCAGGGAAAGAAAUAGCAGGACUGAGACGAAGAAGCAGACACAGAGGGCAGAUGGUGAAGAUGGAAGGGGAAAAGAGGAAGAGAAAGUGAGGUUAUAUGGAAGUGCAUUUGAGAAAGAGCAUAAAUAGACUCACAAGAUGUGUCUAGGACCAGACAUGGUCAUUUCUCAUCUUAGGAUGUAGGUUUUGUGGGGGAACAGCUGUCCUGCCUGGGUGUACUCCAUUCACUGGAAUAAUUCCAUUCCCAGAAUAAUUCCAUUCCCCAACGCCCUCUGGGCCCAGACAUGGAGCCAGUUUUCUACCCAAUGAACAGUGCACUCAUUCCAUUUCCCCAGGCAGCCAAUUUCUCCAGGGCAAACGCUUUGGGAGACAGUGUCAAAGGCUUUACUGAAGUGCAGGUAGACAUCAUCCAUAGCCUUGCCCUCAUCCACUAGGCAGGUCACUUUGUCAUAGAGGGAGAUCAGGCUGGGCAAGCAGGACCUGACUUUCCCAAACCCAUGCUGGCUGGGCCUGAUUCCUGGGUUGUGCCACAUGUUCUGUAUCGUGGCAAGAUGAAAUGCUCCAUGACCUUUCCUGGCACUGAGGUCAGGUUGAUGAGCCUGUAGUUCUCAGAUCCUCCUUCCAGCCCUUUUUGUAGAUGGGUUUCACACUGGCUAACCUCCAGUCCCCUGGGACCUCUCUGGCUAGGACUGUUGAUAAAUGAUGGAAAGUGGCUUGGUGAGCACUUCCAUCAGCUUUCUCAAUGUUCUUGGGUGGAUCCCAUCCAGCCCUGCAGACUUGGGAGUGUCUAAGUGGUGUAGGAGGUCACUGAGCAUUCCCUCCUGCAUUAUGGGGCUCCGUUGCGCUCCCUGUCCCUGUCUUCCAGCUCAGGGCAUGGAGUACCCUAAGGACAACUGGUCUCACUGUGAAAGACUGAGGCAGAGAAGGCAUUAGCACCUCAGCCUCUACCUUGCUGCUGCAGUGAUCCUCGGCUCCAGAGCCCAUCCGCCAGAGCAGUUUGCCUCAAAGCCUACACUGAAAUGAUGGAUUCCCUCCUGGUUCUGCUGGUGCUUAGGCAGAGCUGCCUCUUCUCAGAGCUCCAAUGCUACCCACUUGGGAACUGGGGUGCCUCUCUCAGCACUAAAUUCAAGAGUUUGCUGGUAUAGGAAAUGAAGUCACCCCCUCCUUUCAUUAUUUACUUAUUUUCCCCUGGAGGAAUAAGCAGGGGCUGGUAUUGACCUGGCUUUUAAUACAGCUUUCAGAGUCGUGUGCCUGCCACUGGCCAUGGAAACAAACUAAUGGACCGAGAGAGAAGGACUUUGCGUGCGAGGACGCGGACAUUCAGGACACAUGAAUGUGUCCACAUGGGGUGGUGGCCUCCAGGAGAGGGGGAACCCUCAUAGCUGGGCACCCCCUCACAGAUGUACGGCACCCUUUGGAGGCGGGUGGCAGUGCUUGGUGGGGAUGAAGUGUCCCCUUGGCUCUUGGGAGACCCAUCAAUCCCCAAGGAGCGAGUGUGCAGAGGUGCCAGGCAGGGGUGGUGCCCCAGGGCCAUGGGCAUGCACAGCUGGAGUGGUUGGAGCAGCACACAGGUCAGCACUGCCAGCCCUCCCUUCACUUGGCCGCCUCUUGUGGGAAAAAUGGGACAAGAUUGCAAUCAGUCUGAGGGAACAAGCAUCAUUCAGCCAUACUGGCUCCAGCCCGCUCCAUAUGUCUGAACCUGCUGGAUGUUUUCAUGUCAUGCUUGGCAUCACGGUGGAGAAGACAGUGAGGCACUGAAGAAUACCCAGCUAAACCCCUGCUGUUCAUAAUAAAAUUGCAAGAAAGCUUUCA